GAGUGUGGCGCGGGCGCGCGCGCCCCCGAAGACGAAACGAAUUCUGUGGACUGGCCGGGCGCGCCGGGCACUUGGGAUUACCCACUUUUUUGUGGAAACCGCACCGCCCCCGCGGCGCAGGGGCCGCCUCCAGUUUUCGUUCCUCUGGGCCCUUGCUGAAGAUCUGUCCAGAACUUUGUGCUUAUGUGAAUUUUCUGAUAGAAGAAAUUUGUUGCACCUGUUUAUCAAGAUGAUUACUGGUGUUCCUUUGAAAAAUUCAGGAAUUCUCUUGUCCACAGAGACAUCUCAAAGGGAAAAUGUGCCCAUUCAUGCAGUCUUUUUUGACAGCAUUCCUUCAGGCACACUUACUCCUGUAAAAGAUUUGGUGAAAUAUCAGAACUGCGUUUUAAAAUUGAAUAACCAUAAAACGAAUCAAUUCCUAGAAACAACAAUUUCUAAAAAUAAAAAUGUAUUUCAGUCUACCAUGCUAACAGAAGCUACCACCUCUGACAGUCUUCUUGAUAUUAGUGCUAUAAAGCCCAACAAGGAUGGAUUAAAAAAUAAAGCAAAGUAUGAAUCACCAGGAAAAGUAUUUAAAAGAAUGAAAGAAAAAGUAUUGCAUAACAAGCAAGAACAAGUAUCAAGAAACAGUAGUGUGUUGGAACCACAGAAAAGUGAAAGAAACAAAAUGUUCACUCCCAAGGGAGCUGUGAAAAGAGUAUUGCAGCAUACCUACCUCUGUGAAGAAAAGGAGAACAACCAAUCAUUCCAAUCAGAAAACAGCUCACUAAGAGAAGUUCCUCUAGAAUCAUCAAAUAGUGUUUUACUCUCUGUCCAGCAAAAGAUUCAGUGUCAACAGGAAAAGAAAGCUCCUCUGCACAAUUUAACUUAUGAGCUUCCAAUUUUGAACCAGGAACAUGAAAAUGUUUUAUCUGCAGGAGUCCCAAACAGGGCAUUAACUAGGGCCCAGUUGGCUCAACAAAUUCUUCGUUCAAAGGAGAAUACAGUUGCAACCACUAAGUCCAGAAAGGACACGUUUAUUUUAGGAGGCAAUGAUUCAGCCUGUGAAAAAUCUCAAAGUACUACUGUUGAGACUCUCAAUACUGACUGUGUUCCUACUAAAAAUGGCGAUCAAUUAAUGGUGUCUGAUAGCGAGAUGACAACAAAAAGGACUUCAAAACAGGAAAUUAAGAAAGGAAAUGAGAAAACAAUGCCCAGAGAGGCUGAUCUUCCAGGGUCCAUAAAUGAUACAUGUAAAAUUGUGCUUGCAACUCCAAGCUUUCAUGGAACAAUACCUCGGAGAUCAAAAAGAUGUGCUUCAAAGCCUCCUCCUUCAAGUAUCUUUCAAACUACUAUACAUGGAGUUAAAAAAAAUAAGGUAGUCCACCUACAGGACUGGAUGAUUAAAGUCAUCAACAAUAACACUGCUAUAUGUGUAGAAGGAAAAUUGAUAGACAUCACUAACAUAUAUUGGCACAGUAAUGCAAUUAUAGAACGGAUUAAGCACAACAAACUUAGGACAUUAUCAGGCAACAUUUAUACAUUAAAAGGAAUGAUAGACCAGAUUUCCAUGAAAGAAGCAGGAUAUCCGAAUUAUCUCAUAAGGAAGUUUAUGUUUGGCUUUCCAGAAAAAUGGAAAGAGUACAUCGAUAAGUUUCUGGAACAAUUAAGGGCUUGUGAAAAAAAAAAGGCCAGACAAAAACAGAAAAUGGCAAGAUUUGUCCCUGACACACGAAAAUCAAUGCAGAAUGAUGCGGGAGGAAACCAAACAGAUGUCCUCCAAAGAGCCAGCACCAUUCAUGACCUUGAUUGUGAUCGUUUGGAACUAAAGAACAGUAAAAGCAGUAGGUUGCCAGGAGCUGCAGAAUUAAACAUUUGCCAGAGUAAUCACCAAAAUAAACCACCAUUAAUGCUCCCAGAAGACCAAACAAAUAAUACUAUUCAAAAUGGAGGAGGAUAUGAUUUCUCUAAUCAGGAAUUGAUGAGAAAAAAGGAACGUAAAAAGUUGUCUUCAGAGAAACUCAAAAAUUGUAAAAGAACAAAUAAAAUAAUUGAAAGUCAGAAGCAAGAGAGAACCGAAGAAUCGAAUGUACCCGUCGAUAUUAUCACCAGGGAACCAUUUUUCUCAGACAAAGAAAGAAAAUAUAUGGCUGCUUAUCAGAAGAAAGCUUAUAUUGUAGUAACACCACUUAAAUCUAAAAACGUGAUAGAGCAAAAAUGCAUGAAGUAUAAUCUGUCCUCUGAAACCAUUAAAGCAAUAGCAGAUUUUGUAGUGCCAAAGCAUCAAAAAGAAAGUGAAUCAGACUUAAAUGAAACUACAUGUCCUACCAGUAAGCCCACAAAGACUUCCAAAAAUGCAUUUAAUUAUGGUGCGAAUCAUAAAAGUGAAAACAAGGAAGUUUGCAAUGAGUGUGAUUUACUCACUGUCGACCAGAAAAUAAAAAUAUCUAGUUCUAGAAAGAAACAAACAGUCACCUCUGACUUUAAGAAAAAUACAAGGUUGUCAAAAUUGAAGAAAACUGAAAAUAAGGCAACCAUGUCAUUUUACAAGCAUCAGUCCUCAUCAGAUUUGUCUGCUGACGAGAGUGAAACAGAAGAGGAAAUUAGAAUGCAAGCAGGGGUUGCUAAGAAAACCAUAGCAAGAAACACCAAAGACACAGUGCUUCACUGCAGGAAAAGCUCAAGGAACAGCAGAAGAAAACUUCCCGUUUCUGAAUCUGAAACUGAAGAAAGUGAAGAUGAAUUUUGUAUCAAACAAAAGAAAGCUAGAUGUUCUGCUAAAAAAAAUCUUCAGAAAUCUAGUGUUAGGAAUGAGUCUCCAGUUAAUACGAUGGAAUCUGAUAAGACGAAGAGUCAUUCCUUAGAAUGUUUACCUGGUUUAAUUCAGGAUGAGGAAUGGAAUGAAAAGGAAUUACAGAAACUUCACUGUGCUUUUGCAUCUCUUCCUAAGCACAAACCUGGUUUCUGGUCAGAUGUAGCUAUGGCUGUAGGGUCUCGAUCUGCUGAAGAAUGCCAGAGGAAAUACAAUGAAGAUCCCCGAGGAAAAAGAUCUCGGAAACAUGUCACUAAGAAAAAGCCAGUCAGUCCCAAAGGCCAAAAUGGCAAGAGAGAUGAUGCUAAUCAAAAACAAACUAUUAAGAUAACUGCCAAAGUAGGAACUCUUAAAAGGAAGCGGCAGAUGAGGGAUUUUCUGGAACAGUUGCCAAAAGAUGACCAUGAUGAUUUUUUUAGUACACCUUUGCAGAAUCGAAGAGUACUGUUGCCGAGUUUCCAGUGCAGUCAAGAAGAAGAUGAUAUUCUGCCUCAUAUGGACAGAAAUCCAACAACUCCAUCAUCGACUAUUUUUCCACUGGCAAAAACCCCUCAGUGUCAGCAUGUCAGCCCGGGAAUGCUAGCCUCGAUAGAUAGGGAUGAUUGUGAUAAAUAUGUGUUUCAUAUGCAAAAAAAAGGUCAAAGUAAAGGUGGCAUUGUCUGGGGCAAUAUCAAGAAAAAAACAGUUGAAAGUGAUUUUUCAACUCCACCAUCAAGAAGAAAAACCCCAUUUAACAAAGAAUUAGGAGAAAACACUAAUAUUGGAAAACUUUUCACUAAUGCUAUGGAGUCUUUAGAUGAAGAAGAAAAAGAUUAUUAUUUUUCAAACUCUGAUGAUUCUGCAUAGUAAGAGAAAAUAUUUCCAAAAUUUUCAUCAAGAAGCAGACUGUGCAUUUGUAUGUUCAUUUGAAAUACAUAUAUUUUCUUUAUAAUGUAAUUUCACAUGAAAUUGUAGAUUCCUUUUCAAAGGUUUUAUGUAUUUGUAUUCAAAGUUACGGAUCUUUCUAUAGAAUAUUCCUCAUUGCUACAGUUUACUAAAAAUACAAAGAAAAUUGUUUUGCUUGUAUAGAUGUUUCUAAAUUUCUGUUUUUGCUAGGUUAAGCUAUAUUUAAAUAAGUCUCAAACAGUAAAGUCUGUUUAAGAAAAUUAUGUUCCAAACCGGAUUUUUCAAAAGCUUUCAAGAAAAUGUUUCUAUCCUUAAGGGAAGAGGUGAGGGAGAAUAAGACAGAUUGUACUGGUAGCUACUGAAUUCAUGAAAACUUCAUGAAAACUAACAUUUUCCACCACUUGGAGUACAAGCCAGAGUUCAUAUAAUGUUUAAAUUACAUGUUGUUGAAACUAUUUGGUAUAUCUUUUCUCCUGAUUGGUUUUCUUAAAACUUGUGAUUUUAUACCUAGGAAACCUGUGUAAAUUUUAAUUUAUUGCUUUUUCAGUAUUUUAUUAGGUAGAAUCAAAGAACAGAUUUUGUUGCAUUCUUAAGCCUUUACAUAUGCAGACAUAGCUUAACUUUGGUCUCAAUAUUAGAAAGACUGGAUUAAACCAACAUUCAUGUAAUAGGCCUACCAUUGUAAGGAGUCAAGUUAAUAUGUUGUAGUAGUAAACAUUGUUUUCUUUCAGAUAGCUCUUUUAAAAAAUAACAAAAAAACUUAUUUUAGCUUAUUCUGCCAUUGUGUUUUAAAACUUGACAUAUAUAGUCCCUUCUGGUUACAGUACAUAUUCCCCUACCCUUCCUCUCCAGUUCGGUUGUCCAAAUAAAGUUAGUUUGCUUUUAUAAUAUGUGUGUUUUACUUGUUUUUGGGGUUUUGGGCUUUUUUAAUUACUGGAUCAUAGAAACAAAACAAAUACGCAUUUUCUUACUGGUUCAGAUUGUUUCCUCAAAAAAUUCCAGAACUUUUUCUGUGUCUUAAGAAUUUAGUCAAUAAUAAUCAUUUAUGUAACUAUAGGAUUUAUAGAAACACAAGGUUUAAAAAAAAUAGUGCAGUUAGACUGAGAUCAUUCUCCUUUAAACUCCUCUACCAUGCUUCUUUCUGCCAUGAAGACUUCUGACAAAUGUGAGAUGGAACAAAUGAAAGGGUUAUUUUAGAGUGACUCAAAAAAAUAGAAUUGUAGAAUUUACGUUGCCAAUAUUUAGUAUAAUACCAUGCUGCUUGAUGUUAACAGUGCUUUAGGAAUUAAAAGGUAGUUAAAUUCCUUAAUGGGAAACAAAAAGAUAAAUUUGAAAUAGUGUGACUUGACACAAACCAAAAGUGUGACCUCUCAUCCCCCCCAUAUUCCCUCUGUCCCAUCAGAACUAUUUCAUCCUUCCUAGUCUAUUCUGUUGUGUCCCACCUGCCUAGUUCCUGGAUAGGCCCAUUUCUCUCCGUCGGGCCUUAAGAUAAAAGCUAGUAAGGUUUGAGGUAACCUCCAGAGAAGACUUAAAAGUGGGAAAUACUUCAAGGGCUCAAAGAAAAACAGUAAGAUGGAAUAGUAAUCAAUAAGGUUGAUAGUUGAGUGCUACCAGUGAGAGCUACUGCUACUUAAAUAUGGACAGAGCUCUACACAGCAAGCGUAAAUAAACUCCAGUUAUAUCCCUCACAGCAUCUUAAUUUAUGAAUAUUUUGCCUGAUGGGUGGACACAGACAGAAUCUGAGCACAGGUGUCUGCAUGGGAGGUGCUACAAGGUGGUCACGGCCCAGGUCAGUGUGAGUUGCUGAGGAGCUGCAUGCUUCUGGGAUACAGCUGGGGGUGACAGAACACACACCCCCACCCCAUGUCCCCACCCACACACACUGCUGAUACUGCAUCGGGCUAGAGAGCAAAAAGGACACAUGCAUCAGAAAGAAGCCCGUUUCCUCCUCCUGACAAAGCUUAAAUCAUGCUCACUAUAGGAAGAAAUGCUCAAAAAGUCCAGUCCAUUAUAGCAGAGCAAGAUACUGCAGGGUGAAUUUGAACCUGAGAGGUAAUGCUAUAUUGAUAACUGCGUAUCAACCAAUAAGUUGUAGAAUUUUUCUCUCUGGCUUUGCCAAUUAUCGAACAGAAAUAUGAGAUCAGUUGCUUUCAGAAGAAUUGAGAGUUUAUAUUCUCCCAAAGAUGCUAAGUUAACAAUUAGAGUGUUAUGCAGGGACUCUGGUCCCUCUCCCCGCACAAGAACGCAGGACAUGGUGAGGCCAAAAAGGAACACCCACGGAGCCAUAGAUGGGGGAGUCAUACCACUAUGGAUAUGAACCAACGGAACACCCACGGAGCCAUGGAUAGGGGGUUCCUACCAGUCUCGCUGGCCGCUGGUCGAGACACAGGAAGGAGGAGCCACAGGACCCACUGUCCGCUUCUCUGCCAACCAACCAGCCCCUUAGCGUAGCCACAGCAGUUAUUAUUAGUGG
Rhinolophus ferrumequinum (greater horseshoe bat) is the source of this 6149-nucleotide messenger RNA. RefSeq names its product MIS18 binding protein 1 (gene MIS18BP1). The record is from RefSeq and is a predicted model, not a curated record. NCBI's taxonomy places the organism in Eukaryota, Metazoa, Chordata, Mammalia, Chiroptera, Rhinolophidae. Bases 230 to 3637 code for a protein of 1135 amino acids. The transcript has 17 exons.